CUUGUCUAUGGAAGAAAGGUGAACUCUGGGUUAACGGAUGCCGAAUUCCAAGAGUUCCGACAUGUCGGUCGGCUCUGGCACCAGUUCGUGCGCGAUCCUAUCCAUUUCCAGCCUACACUUAUCCAGCCAUGCGAGACGGCCAAUCAUGUUCAGGAAGAGGAUGUUUCGAAACAAGCCAGCGUGUCAGGUAAUGCUGCGAUUAGAUCAUCUACUACUCCGUCUAAGCGACGCCAGGAUGAGGAGCAAGAGAGCCCGAUUGUACGGAUCAUGGCGGCACGGAUGGCGCCUGCUCGAACUCAGUGGUGAUGCGUAUGGGCCAAACGAUGGAGAUGCUCCAACGGAUGUAUGGUGCGAAUGCCCAGUAUCGAAGCAGUGGGCAGCAGCAGGCUAUGAAGUAUAUUAUGGAGGGCAGUGGCCAGGUCCUGGCGAUCUACGGAUCAGUGAGGGAAAGAGUCUUCUUCAUCUCCUUUCCUGUCAACUCCCUGGUAUAACUCAUACAGCAUCUCAAUAAAUAUCAUGCAUAUGCAAUUGAGCCCAAUGACUUCAGACGAACCGUAAACGAUAGAUAUAUUUAUGUGAAUGAACGUGCCUAUGCAACUCAUUUUGGAUGCCUGCUUUGCGCUCACCACUUCGCGUUACUACUUGAUUUGAAGAAGCACUAUGAGCUGAUCCAUACUAACGCAUUAAACAAGAAUGAUUGUGUUAUCAGUGAUCAUACCGUCAUAUCUCAUGCCGAG
Molecule: messenger RNA, 737 nt
Organism: Umbelopsis ramanniana AG
Lineage: Eukaryota; Fungi; Mucoromycota; Umbelopsidomycetes; Umbelopsidales; Umbelopsidaceae
Exons: 5
Coding region: 38-511 (157 amino acids)
Source: RefSeq, a predicted model, not a curated record